GAUGCAAAAGAGAUUGGGAUGGUCUGACUUGCUGGCCUAGAGCCACUUUUGGGGAAGUGGUUAAAGUUCCCUGUCCAAGAUUUUUUGAAGAAAUCACUAAUAUCCAUGGCUUCCUUCAGAGAAACUGUACACAGGAGGCAUAUUGGUCAGAACCAUUCCCACCAUACACCGUUGCCUGUGGAUUUGAUGAAGAUUCCAGUAAAGGGCCUGAGGAUCAGAAAUCGUUUUAUUCUGCAUUUUGGCGCGUCUACACUGCUGGCUAUGCAGCAUCAGUGACUUCACUCAUUACAGCUCUAAUUGUCUUUGCUGCCUUCAGAAAAUUCCACUGUACCCGGAAUUACAUCCAUAUGCACCUGUUUGUCUCCUUUAUCCUGAGAGCAAUUGCUGUUUUCACCAAAGAUGCUGUUUUGUUUUCAGAUGAAACUAUGGACCACUGCCUAAUGUCAACGGUUGCUUGUAAGGCUGCUGUGGCAUUCUUCCAGUUCAGUAUUCUAGCCAAUUUCUUCUGGCUUCUUAUAGAAGGGAUAUACCUGCAAACACUGCUUUUAUUGACCUUUGUUUCAGACAAGCAGUAUGUGUGUUGGUUCGUAUUUACUGGCUGGGGAGCUCCCACUGCUGUGAUGUUUGCUUGGGUCCUCACAAGACUCCAUCGACAAAACACUGGAUGUUGGGAUGAUGAUGAAAAUGGAGUGAUGUUAUGGAUCAUCAAAGGCCCCAUUGUGCUAACUGUAGUAAUUAACUUCAUUAUAUUUAUUAAUGUGAUCAGAAUCCUAGUCCAUAAAUUGAAAUCUCAGGAGGGAGGAGGGAGCCAUUCAAGCCACUUUGUGAGACUUGCUAAAUCCACAUUACUCUUGAUCCCCCUCUUUGGAGUGCACUACAUUGUAUUUGCAUUUUUCCCAGAAAGCACUGGGCUGGAAGUUCGCCUUUAUAUUGAGUUGGGCUUGGGUUCUUUUCAGGGUUUUGUUGUCGCUUUUCUAUAUUGUUUUUCAAAUGCAGAGGUGAGUAGCAAGUAC
Molecule: messenger RNA, 1013 nt
Organism: Eurypyga helias (sunbittern)
Lineage: Eukaryota; Metazoa; Chordata; Aves; Eurypygiformes; Eurypygidae
Product: vasoactive intestinal polypeptide receptor-like
Exons: 10
Biological process (GO): adenylate cyclase-modulating G protein-coupled receptor signaling pathway; cell surface receptor signaling pathway
Cellular component (GO): plasma membrane
Molecular function (GO): peptide hormone binding; G protein-coupled peptide receptor activity; vasoactive intestinal polypeptide receptor activity
Source: RefSeq, a predicted model, not a curated record